Messenger RNA from Sinocyclocheilus rhinocerous, 1204 nucleotides. Its product is annotated as F-box only protein 42-like. NCBI's taxonomy places the organism in Eukaryota, Metazoa, Chordata, Actinopteri, Cypriniformes, Cyprinidae. Gene Ontology annotation, cellular component: SCF ubiquitin ligase complex. The transcript is spliced from 9 exons. The record is from RefSeq and is a predicted model, not a curated record. The coding region runs from base 359 to 1204 and encodes 281 amino acids. Gene Ontology annotation, molecular function: ubiquitin-like ligase-substrate adaptor activity; protein binding.
UUUAUUUUUAUUAUGCAGUUGUGUACAAAAUUAGUAUACAUCUCACAAUAAUUAUGAAAAAACAUGAAAAAUGGCAUACAUUAUAUACGUCAAGGGUAAGAAAUUAAAGCAUUUAAUUAACCAAAUUAAAGUGACAGUGCUUCUUUUCAGCUUUUCUGUGGCGCACCAAACGUAGCGGACGUCGCCCCGAGACGCGUGACGUGCGCGCUCCCGAGCGGAGGGAAGAUGGCGGAUGUUUGGAGUGAGGCGCUUGAUGAGAGCAGCUGAUAAAGAGAAACACAAAUAACAGCAGAAAAGCAGAAGAAGCGCGGACGAGAGACGGACAGAGACACCGGCAGACAGAUCCGCAGACGGCGUCAUGUCCGGCUGCGCAGACGGCGAGGACAGCUGCGCGGUUGCCAUGGAGACGGAGGAGGUGCAGCCGGGCGAGCGCAGCAUGGGCGAGCUCCCCGAGGAGGUGCUGGAGUUCAUCCUGUCCUUCCUGUCGCCCUACCAGGAGCACAAGACGGCCGCGCUGGUCUGCAAGCAGUGGUACCGCCUCAUCAAAGGUCAGCGGGGGUCACGCCUCUCCCAGCCCGAGCGCUUCUUCGACGAGAUACACACCUACUCGCCCUCCAAGAACUGGUGGAACUGCAUCGUGACGACUCAGGGGCCGCCACCGAUGGCGGGACACUCGUCCUCCGUGAUGGGCAGCACUAUGGUGGUGUUCGGAGGCUCUCUGGGCGCGCGGCAGAUGAGUAACGAGGUCUGGGUUCUGGAUCUGGAGCACUGGUCCUGGUCCAAACCGGCCGUCAGCGGCCCAUGUCCUCACCCUCGCGGGGGACAGUCUCAGAUCGUGAUCGACAGCGACACACUGCUGAUUCUGGGCGGCUGCGGCGGACCAAACGCUCUGCUGAAGGAUGCGUGGCUGCUGCACAUGAGCGCCUCCCCCUGGACGUGGCAGCAGCUGCGUGUGGAGAACGAGGAUCACGGCGCACCGGAGCUCUGGUGCCAUCCGGCCUGCAAGGUGGGUCAGUGUGUGGUGGUUUUCUCUCAGGCACCGUCGGGGCGAGCUCCUCUCAGCCCGAGUAUGAACUCUCGCCCCUCCCCCAUCAGCUCAACGCCCGCCCCUCUGGGGCCGGAGUAUUUGAAUCCUGGACGUCAGAAGCGCUUCCGCACAAUUCUGCAGUGUGGACAUAUUCAGACUGAGCGAAACACCAACUGA